UACCCGAGCAGUUUCGUUCGGCACGUCCAACGCGUAGCAUCACCAUAAUCAACAGGUGUCAAGACUGUAACUUGUUGCUCCGAAGAUUUAUUUACUUGGAAUUUGUGUUGGCGUGAACGUUUCCCUCUUUUCUCUCAUCAUUUCAAGCAAGUGAAGAUACUCGUGUAAAUUGCGCCUGCGGCAGCGUCGAGGCGUCGAGCUAGGCGUCCUUCAAAAAUUGUGGCGCAGCUCCUGCUCAAGGUUCCUUGAUGCUGUCACAUAUCACUUGAUUUUAUUAUACUGAACUCAUCAUGGCUUCCUUGGGUACGCGAGUUAAAGCAGCAACGACUCUGUCGAAUUUUGCUACCAUAGCCCUGCGAGGCUUGUCCACGAAGGUACAGCUGAAUCCCAAGGAUGACUCCAAGGAAACUGUAGUGAAGUAUUUGGAUGGCAAGGACAAUGGAAUUGCUGUGCUGGGAUUGAAUCGUCCAGAAGCCAGAAACGCCUUCAGCAAGAGUUUUGUCUCUCAGUUGUCGGAUACCUUGUCAAGAAUCAGAGAGGAUGAAAAUAUCCGGGUACUGAUAAUCCGCAGUUUGGUACCGAAGGUCUUCUGUGCUGGUGCUGAUUUGAGGGAGAGAGUCAAGAUGGAAGGUUCGGAGGUGGCGCAGUUUGUUUCAUCUCUUCGAAGUCUUAUGAACGAGGUGGAGUCACUUCCGCUUCCGGUGGUUUCUGCCAUCGAUGGCGUCGCUCUUGGCGGAGGUCUUGAACUGGCUCUAGCAACAGAUAUAAGAACUGCAGCAUCGGAAGCUAAAAUGGGUCUGGUGGAAACCAAAUUGGCUAUCAUACCUGGUGCUGGUGGUACCCAGAGGCUACCAAGGAUAGUAGGUCCUGCCAUAGCCAAGGAGCUCAUCUUCACGGCACGUAUCCUCGACGGCGACGAGGCCCAAGGACUUGGUCUUGUAAAUCGUGCUGUACCUCAGAAUAAAAAUGGCGAUGCAGCAUAUCAAGCAGCUUUAUCCAUCGCCAGGGAAAUCCUGCCAAAUGGUCCCAUUGGUGUCAGAUUGGCCAAAGAAGCAAUAACCGAGGGCACCGAUUUAACUCUUAAGGAAGGAUUCGAGGUCGAGAAGAAAUGUUACUCUCAACUCCUGGAGACCGAAGAUCGUGUCGAGGGUCUGGCAGCCUUUACGUCGAAACGUGUCCCGGUCUACAAAGGCAUGUAAAGAGAAAUAUAAAUAUAUGCAUAUGCAUAUUUGUACACGUUGCACGUCGAUGAAUACGCCAGAAUGAACUUUCGACUCGGCAAUUAACUAUUUAACCAGACAUUUAAUUGAUGGGCCUGAAUUGUUUCGUGACAAAAAAAUUUUACCACAGCAAAAAUAAAUGGGCCGCUUAUGUUUGUUAAACGUGUGAAACAAAUGUGAAUCUUAGAUAACUGAACAUCUAGAAGACGUUAUUUGCGGUUAAAUAGUUAACAGUCAUUAACGCUUUGAGUCUUAUAAUUAAUCACGUGGACUUAAUGUUUUAGCACGUCUUAAGAAAAAUAAAUAUUACUUGUUUUAAUAAUA
Cephus cinctus (wheat stem sawfly) is the source of this 1544-nucleotide messenger RNA. Its product is annotated as methylglutaconyl-CoA hydratase, mitochondrial. Bases 291 to 1199 code for a protein of 302 amino acids. Gene Ontology annotation, molecular function: enoyl-CoA hydratase activity. Gene Ontology annotation, biological process: fatty acid beta-oxidation. Lineage: Eukaryota; Metazoa; Arthropoda; Insecta; Hymenoptera; Cephidae. The record is from RefSeq and is a predicted model, not a curated record. Gene Ontology annotation, cellular component: mitochondrion. The transcript is spliced from 4 exons.